CUAUGACCAUCAAAGAAUAUUUACUUGUUCAGUGAUAAUAAGAUUAUCUUUUCAGUAUGUCCGAAUAAAGAUAGAGAUCAAUAUAAAAUAAAAUAAAUAAAAAAAAAUGUGCAAAUGUGUUUUCAAAAAAUAACUGUCUAAUAACAUAAAUACAGUUCAAAGGAUUUAUUAUUAAGCGUAUCACAAUGUAUCGAAUAGUAAUUGUAUGCAUUAUAACUAUUGUAUUUAUCGAUUGUGCGGACGGUUUAAUUAAUGGUAAAUGGCUCGGAAAUGAUGCGGAGUACAAAGACGUAAUAACGAGUUUUGGAACUGUCAGAGGACGGGUGGCAACUGAUGGUGAUUAUUUCGCAUUCCUUGGUAUCCCGUAUGCGGAACCGCCAGUUGGUAAGAGAAGAUUCAAGGCACCAUUUCCACCAUCACCAUGGGACGGUGUUUACGAGGCCAAUAGAACAGUCAUGUGUCCACAGAAUGGAGUAGGUCAAGAAGAUUGUCUUAUCCUUAAUAUUUUUACACCCACUAAAAUCAUUAAUGAAUUAGUACCAGUUCUUGUUUAUAUACACGGAGGAUCUUUUCUGAUAGGAUCAGGGCCUACUAAAGGAAUGGAUUACUUAAUUAAAGAGAAUAUAAUCGUUGUAACAAUUAAUUAUAGACUUGGAGCACUAGGGUUCCUCUGCCUUGGAAUAGAUGAAGCUCCAGGUAACGCUGGAAUGAAGGACCAAGUGGCAGCUUUGGAGUGGAUAAAGAGAAAUAUAGCUAAUUUCGGUGGAGAUCCUAACGAAGUAACUAUAUACGGUAUGAGCGCUGGUGCAGCUUCUGUUGAGCUAUUGGUGUUAUCCAAAAUGAGUAGAGGAUUAUUUAAAAGAGCUAUAGUAGAAUCGGCCUCAGCAAGACCUGUAUGGGUUGUUGAUGGAAAUCCUAUAAAAACUGCAAUGGAUGUUGCAAGUCUAUUAGAAUUCCCGAAGAAAACAAAAAAUGUUUUUAAGUUGGUCGAACAUUACCAACAGAUACCGAGUAAUAAACUAAGUGAAAUUAAUUAUGCGUAUUACAAUAAUCUAAUAGACGGAACAUUUGGUUUCGUUCCAUGUAUAGAAAGGAACUUUAAUGAGAAACAACCAUUUUUAGUUGACGCUCCACAUGAAAUUUUAGUUAAAGAGAAAUUCAAAAAAGUUCCUAUUAUGUUCAUGUUUGCUACAAUGGAAGGCCUCUUUCUCAGAAGCCGUGAAUACUAUGAAAAUAACUAUAGAGAGAGAAUGGAUGGAAAUUUUAUUGAUUUUAUGCCAGCAGAUUUGAAUUUUGACACGAUCGAGAUAAAAAAUGAAAUAUCAGAAAACGUUAAGUCUUUCUACUUUGGUAAUAAGACAAUAUCAAAUGAAACUAUUGUGGAAUAUUUAAACUAUUUCGGAGACUAUCUAGUUCUAGAUGGUAUUUUGAAUUCUGCUGAGAUUCAUGCAAGAAAUAAUAACCCUGUGUAUUUAAUGGAGUUCGCAUAUAAAGGAAAUAUGGGUAGUAACGAGGAAUUUUAUAAAAAUAUCAAUGUUGCUGGUCAUGGCGAUAUAGUAAAGCACGCAAUUCUGAAUCAACCUCUUCAAAAUGAAGUUAAUGAGAAAGAUAAACUGACUGUGCAGAGAGUAUCAAAAUUAAUCGCUAAUUUUGUUAAAUUAGGCAACCCAACACCAACCCGAACUUCUCUGCUGCCUAUUAUCUGGCCGCUAGUUCAACCAAACAAUGUUAGUUGCCUAUACUUAAAUCAUGAUUUUGAAGUUAUUGAAGAGCCAUACUGGGAUAGGAAGGUAUUUUGGGACCAGCUAUACACCAAGUUCAGGAGACCACUGCGGCCAGUGAAUCCUGGUUUGCUAUGAAUGAGUUAAAUUGUGCAAAAAGAGAUUUAUUUUCUUGAUAUAUUAUUUAAUAAAUGUAUAGUCAUCAUAAUGAUUCAGCAGUUAGUAAAGUAAAAAAAAAAAAAAACUGAUAUAUUGUUUAAUUUGU
Molecule: messenger RNA, 1986 nt
Organism: Galleria mellonella (greater wax moth)
Lineage: Eukaryota; Metazoa; Arthropoda; Insecta; Lepidoptera; Pyralidae
Product: esterase E4-like
Exons: 4
Coding region: 186-1859 (557 amino acids)
Source: RefSeq, a predicted model, not a curated record